GUACUCUCCCUCCCUCCCUCUCUCCUCUAUUUGUGUGCUGCGUCAUUAAGUAAAAAUCAUGGGUAUAGGCCCAGGUCGGUCGCCGUUACCAGGGGUCAAUUACCCUACUCUCUCUCUCUCUCUCUCUCUCUCUCUCUCUCUCUCUACAAUGUACAGUAUAUAUAUUCACUCUCUCUCGCAAACAAAUAUUACAGAGUUCCACAAACCAUCCUUUAUCACCUCCUUCUCUCUCUAGCCUAUAUAUUCAUCAAACCACAUCCUAUCUCUCCUCACCACUACCCACUGUACUGCUUCUCUAUACACAUAGCAACUCCGGAGUCACAUCAUUGGAGCAAAAAAGAAAAGAAAGAACAAUGACUGAGCCACCAAACUCGGAGACCGAGUCAAGUAGCUGCAACUCAUCCUCACCCACCCCACCCUCGCCGUCGCUCAACGCAGAGGGUUCGAACCAGAACAGGCCCAAAAGGACCAGAGAGAGCAAACACCCCGUCUACAGAGGGGUACGAAAGCGGGCCUGGGGUAAAUGGGUCUCCGAAAUCCGCGAGCCCAGAAAGAAGUCCAGAAUCUGGCUCGGAACCUUCUCGACGCCCGAAAUGGCCGCCCGGGCCCACGACGUGGCGGCCCUAUCCGUCAAGGGAAAAUCGGCCAUCCUAAACUUCCCCGAACUGGCGCAGCUCCUGCCCCGGCCCGCGACGUGCUCGCCACGUGACGUGCAGGAGGCGGCCGCGAAGGCCGCCUCCAUGGUCCACCUCGGCUCCACCGAGACGACGUCGUCGUCCGGGGAGGAGCUGAGCGAGAUAGUCGAGUUGCCGAGUUUGGAAGAGAGUUACGACUCGUCCGAGUUCGUGUUCGUGGACUCGGUGGACGUGGACGGUGGGUGGGUUUAUCCUCCGCAGUGGUUGCACGAUGAUUGUUAUGGGUACUUCGCACCUGAUCAAAUUUCGACGAUGGCAGAUAGUGUAAUUUCGGGAAGUUUCGAGACCUUUUUGUGGCAACAAUAAUAUAGUACAGUACUCCCUAGUGUGUGAGUUUAUUUUUUUUUUCCCUUGUCUCCCUCUCCGUUUUUUCUUUUGAUUACUGGCCCCAUUUUUGCUUUUGUUUUCCAUUUGGAGCACUUUUGACCUUUUUUUUUUUUGGUGUCUCAUAUUUUGAGAAGGGCUAAAUUCCAUUGUAACUUUCUUGUUUCUCAAAUUCUUAGUAAUAUUUCUCUCUCUA
Rhododendron vialii is the source of this 1215-nucleotide messenger RNA. RefSeq names its product ethylene-responsive transcription factor TINY-like. Lineage: Eukaryota; Viridiplantae; Streptophyta; Magnoliopsida; Ericales; Ericaceae. The transcript has a single exon. Gene Ontology annotation, molecular function: DNA binding; DNA-binding transcription factor activity. The record is from RefSeq and is a predicted model, not a curated record. The coding region runs from base 354 to 1001 and encodes 215 amino acids. Gene Ontology annotation, biological process: regulation of DNA-templated transcription.